This is a messenger RNA of Pyricularia grisea, 2518 nucleotides long. RefSeq lists its product as uncharacterized. The record is from RefSeq and is a predicted model, not a curated record. The transcript has 2 exons. NCBI's taxonomy places the organism in Eukaryota, Fungi, Ascomycota, Sordariomycetes, Magnaporthales, Pyriculariaceae. Bases 706 to 2451 code for a protein of 581 amino acids.
GUCGGAUUGGAUAUUAAGUAUGUACCUGGUUUAACACUUUCGGGCAAUGUCAGAGCUGCAGGCAGGCACCCGAUUGCCCCCGCACAUUUAAAGAUUGCAAGUGGUGCAAUAUUCCGUUGACGGUUUAAGGACAUGCACACGAUCUCCGAUCUUUCGACACUCAUCUUCCGGAUUGACUUGGAUUGGUCAAUAAAGUCGUGAAACAGAGAAGGACAUGGAAAUAGAGGAAAUACGGAUAUUUCUAGCCAGGCGGCUUUUUGUGUCCAAUCGUUUGGUCCUGGAGCAAUCUCCGAGUUUGAGCACACCAGCUCCUCAUUCCAUUUAUUUGCAGGAAGACAAGGAUGGGUCGCACAUUGCCACCUCUCCCAUGCAUAUCUGGUCGAAUUAGGGAUCAGGUCUCAAUUCACUGACCGGGUAAGUGAGCUGGUAAGCUGGUAGAUCACUUACAGAAACUCAUACUGCGAAAGGAAUCCGAUUGCAGUCACUCGCCUAGGAACAACCCGACUUUUAACCCACAAAUCUCCCUGUAUGCGAUGCAGGAUUGGCCAAUCGACCUAGUAUAUAUCUCUAGAUCAACACAUAUCAAAUCAACUUCGGGAUUUAGGCCAGCCCAAUCUUUGGCCACUCCCUUGCCUCCAUACAUAUUGCCACGUUCUCGAUGAAUGUUUAUCGCUUCACUUCUAUAAAACAUUUGGCCACAAAACCAUGGAAGCCAGUUUAAUUCAAUAUCAAAAACGACACGCCGCAGAGAAAACGAAAAACAACAACGCACAGCGCAGAGAAACCAUGGCUUCAGGUUUCUCGGCCGAGCAACUGCUUGCUUUGGACGACCAAAGUCUUGCUCAAUACCUGAUGAACAACUGGGGCCCUCGUCAAGUGCUUGAUAUCGGAGCCAUUGUUGACUGGAGUACAACACCUGAGCCCCUGCAGGUUGAACUGAUCCAGAGAUUCAAAUUCGUUCGUCCCCUCGCCAAGGCCGCACAGCCUAUCGACUACAACGAACUUGUGGCCAAGCUGGAGGCUAUAUCCCGCGCCGAGAUGGAGCCUCCGCUCUGGGACGACGUCUCGUUCCUACAACCCACCACCACACAGCCCACGACGGGCGGCGGCGGUGGUGGGGUUCUAACAGCACCAGGGGCCAGUCGCGGAGGCAAGAGACAUCAGAGUCGCUGCUACCAUGCCCUUGUCGCCGACGGCGGCCGCCCGCCCUGUCCGCUGGAUCUCCUGGGGAACGUCUACCGGCAGCCGGCCGAGCACCUCGAGCUGAUGAAGCCCUGGCUGGGCGACCCGGUCUUCUUCACAGGCAGCGCGGACGAGCUCGGCGUCUUCUCACGCCCCCUUCAGCGCUGGCGCCAGUUUCGGCGCUGGCAGGCCGACAACCGCGGCGUCGUCCUGCCUGACGACGAUCGGGACCUGGCUGCCUUUCGCGAGGCGGAGGGUCUCGGGGCUGAUCGCAUCAGAGAGCAGGCAGCGGCCGAAGUGGCGGAUCCAAGGAACGACGACGGCGACGACGGACAACUCGAGGCCCGCUGGCGCGCACGCAGCGACCGCCGCCGUUGGGAGCGCGAAAUCUGCAGGGAGGUCGGGUCGUUUGCCGACGGCGGCUUCGACGACUACGUAGAAGCGGUGCGGCGCCGUCUGCGCGCCCACGGCUUCACGCACCACUUCCAGCUGCUCCGCGACGCGGCCGUCCAGGAGGCCCCGGACACGUGGGCCGAGUACCUCGGGUUCGAGUGCUGGUGGCUCGACUGGCGCGACGCCGAGCUGCGGCGCCACAGGGCCCAGUGCGACGCGACCUGGGCGGAGCUCCAGCGAGCCGGGGUCCUGCGGGAUGGGGAGACGGAUGUUGACGUUCUCGUCUGCGUGGAGGCUGCUCGGAGGCAGAGGAUGAGGUGGUGGGGCCCAGUCGAGUUGCCGUUCGUGGCUGGUGUUGGGGCGGGCGGCGAGCGCGGAAGGCGCCAGCAGCAGGAGGAGACGGGAGGGGAUGCGGGUGGCAGUAGUAGCCGGCAGAGUGCGGCUGGGCUGCGCGAGGACCUCACGACCCAGUUCUGUCGAGACAGCGAGGCCAGACGAAGCGCCGAGGCGCGGAGGUCCAGCCAGGUCCUGCUGCUCGCCUGGGCCCGGAGCCAAAUGGCGGAGGUGAUGGAGGAGGCGAAAAGGAAGAUGAGCGGUGCUGGGGUAUGCGGCGAUGAUGGUGAUGAUAAUGGGGGGAAUAGUGAGGAGGAUGGCAGCAGCCCCGAGGAGCGCAUGGCCGAGAGCCACUCCUUACGGUACGGGCACGUGUACUGCGGGACGGAGGAGGAGCGAGAGCGGUUGCGGCGGGAGAUCGAGGAAAAGAUCAUGGUGGCGCGGCACAGGGCGCUGCUGCAGAUACACAUCAUCACGGCAGAACUCGAGCGCCAGACAAGGAAAGAGGAUCCGAGAAGAGAGAAGGCAGAAGCGGAAAGGUGAGAGAGGCUGAGAGGGGAGACAAAGGGCAAAACCAGGUAAAGGGAAAAGGGAUAGGUUCCAUGAUGGA